GCCGGGUGGCUCCGGGCCCCGGGGGGGUUCGUGGCCACCUACACGCACGGGUGGGUCCCCCCCGGCCCCCCCGUGGCCAUGGGCACCUACGGGGCUCUGGUGGCCUGCGGGGGGCCCGGCCCGGGGCCCCCCCCGGCGGAGCUGCGGGAGUUGGGGCGCAGGGUGGCCCAGCACGUGGUGGGGUUGGCGCCCACCGCGCUGGGGACCCCCGAGGACGAGCUGGGGGGGGACGGGGAGACGCGGCUGCUGGCACAGGGGACCCUCCUGGAGCCGGGGGUGCCCCUGGGCCGGUACCUGCGGGACCGGGGGGGGCUCCAGGUCUGGGACUUCCUGCGCUUCCAGUGCGGGGAGGAGCCCCCCGAGGAGCCCCCCCGGGACCCCCCCGCGUCGCCGGCAUGAGGGGGUGUGGCUCGGCCCCUCCCCCGGAGCCAGUUUGGGGGGCCCCGCCCAGAUUUGGGGGGGAUGAAGCUGAAUAAAGGUGUGAAGGAA
Molecule: messenger RNA, 489 nt
Organism: Lepidothrix coronata (blue-crowned manakin)
Lineage: Eukaryota; Metazoa; Chordata; Aves; Passeriformes; Pipridae
Gene: TSFM
Product: Ts translation elongation factor, mitochondrial
Exons: 1
Coding region: 79-399 (106 amino acids)
Source: RefSeq, a predicted model, not a curated record